ACGCAAUUCUCAAAUUUAAACUUUAAUAUAAACAUGUGGGAGAAUUCAUUGUCUUGAACAAGUUUGCUUUUGACAAGUCGUAAAGAAACAUACUUUUAUAAUUAAUUAAUUUUAAAAACUGCUGAUAAAAUGUCAAUUCCAGAUUCAAAUACAAGUCAGCCAAGCAGUGACAAUAUUUUCAAAAUAUUACUCGCUACUGACUGUCAUCUAGGUUAUGAAGAACGUGCCUCGAAAAAAUCGGAUCGCAAUGACAGUUUCACGACAUUCGAAGAAAUUUUACAAAUUGCUCUAGCAAAAAAGGUCGACUUUAUUUUACUUGGUGGCGAUUUAUUCCACGAUAGCACACCAUCGCAGAAUGUUGUAUUGAAAUGUAUUAAUUUAUUAAAAAAAUAUUGCUUUGGCGAACGAACAAUUAAAUUUUGGUUUCUAAGCGAUCCAUCAGAAACGCUAUCGAAUCCGACAGGUCUUAAUUUUGAAAAUGAAAAUUUAAAUGUUGGAUUACCAAUUUUUACUGUUCAUGGAAAUCAUGACAAUCCAAGUUUUGAGUAUACAAGCACAUUGGAUAUACUUGCAGCGUCAGGGCUCGUUAAUUACUUUGGAAAAUCAACUGAUCUAUCUCAUCUAACUGUUUCACCAAUGGUAUUUAGAAAAGGUGAUACUUAUGUCGCUAUUUAUGGUAUUAGUUUCAUUGGAGAUCAACGAUUGUCUAGAUUAUUCAAGAAUGGCUUGGUCACAUUUCUACGGCCGAAAAAUAUUGAACACUGUGUUAACAUUCUUGUAUUACAUCAAAAUCGUGCUAAACACACUCGUCAUGGAUUCAUUUCAGAAGAUAAACUGCCAUCAUUUUUUGAUUUAAUUUUUUGGGGCCACGAGCACGAGUGUCGUCUUAUACCGGAAGAGAUCACAUUACCCGAUGGUGAAAAAUAUUAUAUCACACAACCGGGAAGUUCAGUGGCAACGUCUUUAGCUGAAGGUGAAGCUAAACCAAAACACGUGGGACUGUUAAAAAUAGAUGGAACACGUUUUAUCGUUAAGGACAUAAAACUACAAACAGUGAGACCAUUUGUUUUUGAUUCACUCAAUAUCACAGAUCUUAUCAACAGAAAAUAUUGUGACAGUUCAUUGAACGGUAUCCUUGAAUAUGUUGAUGAUUACAUACAAAAUACAAUGCUUCCGCAAGUUAAAAAACUUCUUACCGGCCAUCCUAAUCAACCGACGAUACCGUUCCUUCGAUUGAAACUCACGUAUCAUGAUGAUUCACAGCAAUUUGAUCCCAUGUUGAUUACACGAAAAUACUGCGAUACAGUUGCCAAUGCAAAAGAUUUAAUUUUGUUUAGGCGCGAUAGAGCGACGCAAAAUUCCAAACAAAAUAUAGAUUUUGAUGUUGAAGAUGCUGCUGCUGAUUUAGCUGAAUGUUUUCAACACGAGUCUGAUCAAGACUGGUCACUUGCCGUUCAAAAUGAAAUUGAAAGAAAUUUCAUAAAAAAUGAUGAGAAUUUGCGUGUGCUCUCAUUGCUAGGAAUGAAUGAAGCAUUAGAUAGAUGCGUUAAAGCCAAUGACAAUGAAGCCUUUUUAAGUAUUUUCAAUUAUCAAGUAAAGAAGACUCUUGACCACUUUAUAAAUCGGCAAAUAAAAUUAAACCGCGACGAUUACGACAUUGAAGUUAAAAAAUUCCGAAGUGAACGUCUUAGAAAGAAUACAACUGAUGAAAUGAAUCAAUUCAAAGAACUGUUGAAUGACCGGGAGGCGCGGAACAGAUUAAAUGGGAGCUUUGGGGGAGAAGAACCACUAGAUGAUUUAGGGGAUUUGGAUACUGAAGAUGAUCCUGCUCCGGUGUCUACUCCGGUAACUACUCGCGGUCGCGGACGCGCUAGAGGAACGAGAGCUAAAACUACAACACGUGCAACAACUCGUGGUGGUAGAGGACGCGCUGCUUCUGGCUCUUCAGCCAGAAGUCCUUUAACGAUAACUACUCAAACUCAAAAUAACCAGCCAUCAAAUCAAAACUUUGAUCAAUUUCUUCAGCCAUCAAGUCAAUUUACUACAUCGACUCAACGACCAGCGGCUCGUAAGCCAACUCAAUUCUAUAACAGUGAUUCUGAUUGAAGAUAAUUUAAAAAUAUCCAUUAUUACCUCGGUUACUUUAAUGGAAUUAAAUUUUUCAUAUUCAAGUAUUAUUUUAAUUAAAAACUUGU
Molecule: messenger RNA, 2195 nt
Organism: Microplitis demolitor
Lineage: Eukaryota; Metazoa; Arthropoda; Insecta; Hymenoptera; Braconidae
Gene: mre11
Product: double-strand break repair protein MRE11
Exons: 10
Coding region: 130-2106 (658 amino acids)
Biological process (GO): double-strand break repair via nonhomologous end joining; telomere maintenance; mitotic G2 DNA damage checkpoint signaling
Cellular component (GO): nucleus; Mre11 complex
Molecular function (GO): manganese ion binding; DNA endonuclease activity; 3'-5'-DNA exonuclease activity
Source: RefSeq, a predicted model, not a curated record